GCGGGGUUUUCACUGUUUUCUUCCGGGACGUCGCUGUCAACAAAAAAUGGCUUCUCUUGACAGGGUAAAAGUAUUAGUUUUAGGAGAUUCGGGAGUGGGCAAGUCGUCCUUGGUCCACCUGCUAUGUCAGAAUCAAGUGUUAGGAAAUCCAUCCUGGACUGUUGGGUGCUCUGUGGAUGUCCGGGUGCAAGACUAUAAGGAGGGGACACCGGAGGAGAAAACCUACUACAUUGAACUCUGGGAUGUCGGAGGAUCUGUUGGCUGUGCGAGCAGUAUCAAAAGCACCAGAGCUGUCUUCUACAAUUCAGUCAAUGGAAUUAUGUUGGUACACGAUUUAACAAAUAAGAAAUCCUCUCAGAAUCUGUACCGCUGGUCACUGGAAGCUUUAAACAAAGAUUCCUCUCCAACAGGAGUGAUCGUCUCAAAUGGCAGUGACUAUGACAGAGAGCAGUUUGCUGAGAACCCAGUGCCUCUGCUGCUGAUUGGCACCAAGUUUGACCAAAUCCCAGAAAACAAACGCAACGAGGUUCUCACUCGGACGGCCUUCCUGUCUGAAGACUUCAAUGCAGAGGAGAUCAAUCUCGACUGCACCAACCCAAGAUACCUCGCUGCAGGCACAUCAAAUGCUGUGAAGCUCAGCAGGUUCUUUGACAAGGUAAUAGAGAAGAGAUAUUUCACAAGAGAUCCAAGUCAGAUGACGGGUUUCACAGACAGAAAACGGUUCAACUUCAAAAGUUUGCACUAUGACUGAAAAACCGUGACAACCAGCAGUUUUCUGUGGUUUGACUUUCACACCACAAGUAACCAUCACACUCAUUGACAUGCUUUCUGUAUCGCCCCGCCUUCUGAACACUGUUUCAACUGCUCUUGUGUAAAGUCAUAAACGGAUGCUGCAACAACAACACAAAUUACGAUAGAACAGAAUAAUUACUAUUAUAGUCAAGAUUAAUAUGUACAUAGUUGACAAACAUGUAAAAUUGCAUAAAUGUACUGUGAGAUUUUGAGUUAAAUCCAAAAAAAUUGUAUUUCUCAUUUUAUUUGUUUUCACAUGCAAAACCUUUACAUAAAUUGGUUUUAUGCAUUUCAGU
Molecule: messenger RNA, 1088 nt
Organism: Notothenia coriiceps (black rockcod)
Lineage: Eukaryota; Metazoa; Chordata; Actinopteri; Perciformes; Nototheniidae
Gene: rabl3
Product: RAB, member of RAS oncogene family-like 3
Exons: 8
Coding region: 47-751 (234 amino acids)
Source: RefSeq, a predicted model, not a curated record